Messenger RNA from Penicillium bovifimosum, 2349 nucleotides. Its product is annotated as ATP-dependent RNA helicase SUV3. The transcript is spliced from 2 exons. Gene Ontology annotation, molecular function: ATP binding; RNA helicase activity; hydrolase activity, acting on acid anhydrides. The record is from RefSeq and is a predicted model, not a curated record. Bases 1 to 2349 code for a protein of 782 amino acids. Gene Ontology annotation, cellular component: mitochondrial degradosome. Lineage: Eukaryota; Fungi; Ascomycota; Eurotiomycetes; Eurotiales; Aspergillaceae. Gene Ontology annotation, biological process: mitochondrial RNA 3'-end processing; RNA catabolic process.
AUGCAGCCAUGGAUUGCCGGUAGUCGCUCCCUCUACGCUUUGCGACCUUGGACUCGUUUCGCGACAAGAUCUUUCACCACAACUCAUACCCUCCAACGAUCAAGGAAGCAAAAGCCCGUUCCUACCGACAAGAAAAAGCCUAAAUCGCUUGUACAGAGGUCCGCCUCGCAAACUGUCCGAAAAGACAUUGCAGCAGCACGAGAUUUCACCGGUUUGGUGGAGGCAACCCUGCGCGAUGUCCACCAUAAGCUGAACACGACAGGCGAAUCGCUGGAGGAUUGGACUCGUUUUGAACGGCAAAUAAAUAAUGCUUGCAAAUUGGAUGAAAGCAAGUCAUCUGCACAAUACGGACCCCUUCGGCAUAUCAAGGUAGCGCUGCAAAAGGCCUAUCUUGCCUCCGGACUCCAGGGUUUACGAGAGGAGAUAGAAUAUCUCAUGUACUCUGAUAGCAUCACCGCCAGGUUCUCAGAGCCGGUUCUUGACGCACAGCAGCGAGUGGCAGACCUUCGAUGGCCAGCCGAAUGGUAUCCACGCGCACGGUCGAUGCGGCGAACGAUUCACCUCCAUGUCGGGCCGACGAAUUCCGGGAAGACCUACCAUGCUCUACAACGACUGGCGAAAAGCAAGAAUGGCUUCUAUGCAGGCCCACUGAGAUUGCUUGCGCAAGAAGUAUAUCAACGCUUCAAGGCGGACGGGGUUCCAUGCAGUCUCGUCACUGGUGACGAUGUCAAGUUUCCGGAGAAUAAUGAAGUGUCGCGUAUUGUUAGUAAUACCGUGGAGAUGGUCAGUUUGGGUCAGGAAUACGACGUGGGUGUGAUUGAUGAGAUUCAAAUGAUUGCCAACUCGUCUCGUGGUUGGGCAUGGACUCGAGCCUUCCUUGGUGCGCAAGCGGCCGAACUGCAUGUGUGUGGCGAAACUCGCUCAGUGCCAUUGAUUCGAGAAUUAUGUGCCCUUACAGGAGAUAAUUUAGAGAUCCAUCGCUAUGAACGUUUGAAUGGAUUGGAAGUGAUGCCGCACAGUUUGAAAGGCAACCUCCACAACCUUGAGAAGGGCGACUGUGUCGUUGUUUUUUCGCGCAAAGGUAUACAUGCUAUGAAAGCGGACAUCGAAAAGACCACUGGAAGACGGGCAGCCAUCGUUUACGGUGGCUUGCCCGCAGAGAUUCGGACGCAGCAGGCAAGUUUAUUCAACGACCCCGACAAUGACUACGAUUUUCUCGUGGCAAGCGACGCCAUUGGAAUGGGUCUGAACCUGAGCUGCAAGCGUGUCAUCUUUGAUACCAUUGUCAAACGCCUCCCAAGUGGACUUCAACGACUUACCGUACCGGAGAUCAAACAGAUUGGUGGACGUGCAGGGCGAUAUCGUGCAGCCAACGCCACAGGAAGCACAAACGAAGAGCCUAACGUGGGUUUAAUCACGAGUCUGGAAGAGGUCGAUCUUCCAUAUAUCCAGCAAGCGAUGAAGCUGGAACCUCCGCCGCUCAGUGCCGCGGGUAUUUUCCCCCCAGAAUCUGUCUUUCGAAAAUUCGCAGCCUAUUUCCCACCAGGUGUACCUUUCGAAUAUCUGAUCAAACGUGUCCUGGAUAUCGCCCAGGUCAAUCCCUUGUUCUUUUUGUGUGACCCUUCCAGUCAGUUGGGGAAUGCCGAAAUUAUCGACACCGUGAAAGGACUCCCGUUUGAGGAUCAGUUAAAAUUCAUGGUGUCUCCCAUGGACCGCAAGAGUGAAAUCUCGCGUGAUGUGACCGGCGCUCUAGCGGACUGCGUGGCCGACCAUAACGAUGGUCGACUGUUAGACAUCAACCAUCUUAACCUGGAAGUGCUUGAACAGCAAGUUUCUGGUAGCAAUAGUUACAUGGCUGAUCUGGAGAGUCUUCAUCGGGCAGUCAUUUUGUACCUAUGGCUCAGUUUCCGGUUCGGUGGUGUGUUCACUGACCGAACUCUCGCGAGUCACGUCAAGGAGCUUGUCGAAGAGCGGAUGGUUCGAGCAUUGACCGAGUUCUCCGCUAACAAGAGACUGCGGCAGGGUGCUUCUCUGAAGCGCCAGAUCGCACUUCAGAAACAGUUGUUGGAGCAGCAACGUAUGGGUGUUGCUCCAGACUGGUUGAAGCCCUCUGGCGAAGGAGAGAUGGGACUCGACUUGUCCGGCGAACCUGUUUCCGAGGGUGCGGAGGGCGUGGAAGGUACGGAAGGCGAAGCUUCCGACUCAGAUGAUCUUUCAUUAAUCGAGCCAUCACCGGAGGCAGAGGGCCAGGACGCCAGCCAAGACGAUGGCACCUCCGCCGACUUGAAGGACUCUGAAGACUCUGAACCGACGGAGUCAUAUUACGACACGGAAGUCCACAAAUUCUGA